Messenger RNA from Myzus persicae (green peach aphid), 1664 nucleotides. RefSeq lists its product as uncharacterized. The record is from RefSeq and is a predicted model, not a curated record. NCBI's taxonomy places the organism in Eukaryota, Metazoa, Arthropoda, Insecta, Hemiptera, Aphididae. The transcript has 4 exons. The coding region runs from base 786 to 1463 and encodes 225 amino acids.
AAAAUGGCUUAUCCGACGACCGUCAAUAUGAAUCUACCAAUCAGCUGUUUUUAAUACUAUAGCGCUUUUAGCGGAGAAAAUUAAGACUAUGCAGACUACUUUUACCGCCUAAAAUUGUAUACUUGAAUUAUACUCAGAUGGCAGAACUGAUAUUAUAUAAAUAUAAUAAUACUUUAAACAGUCUAAACGUCUUAUUAAUUAUCAUUUGAUAUAGCAGAGACUUAGAGGUUUUUUAUAUGUUGUGUACUGUGUUUGUGUUGUGAUUCAUGUGUAGUACAUAGGUAGGCACCUUAGGUACCUACCUAAGUACCACUUAAUUGUUAUGUUAUAUUAUGUUGCUAACUAAAGUAUGGUAUUGGUAUUAAUUUGUAUGAAGUUUAGGACCAACACUUGAUAAUGGGUCCCUAAUUUAUAGUAGUUGUGCUAUUUUUUUGAAAUUAAAUGUUUACUAAAAUAUAUUCAAAAUUAUUGUAUAUAAUAUUUAAUAUUUUAAUUAAUAGGUGUUGAAAGAAGCAUUAGAUUGGAUAAACAGUUGGGAAUCAAAUUUAAAUAAUAAUUAUAUUGGAAAAAAUGAUUUUUUAACUUCAAACACUGUCGAUGGUUUAAAAAUCACUUUAAAAUCUACACUAGAUGUAGUUAAUUAUCUACUGAAUGACAAAAAUUUUGCAUAUGUAUUGACAUCUAAAUUUAACCAAGAUUGUUUGGAAAAAUUUUUUGGAAUUGUACGACAAGUGGCUGGUCCAAACGACCAUCCUUCUUGUCCUUCUUUCCUCCAACUUUAUAGAAUGCUUUCAGUAUUUUCAUUGAUUAAGCCCCCUAAAAGCGGUAAUUGUAUGAUAUUUGAAGAUAAUGCUCCUAUAAUAACAAUAGCAGAUUUAAAACAGAUUUCUAAAGACCCUGCAAACACUUCAAUAAGAGAAGAAAAAAUUGAGAAGCUAAAAGAAAAAUUGAAUACUAUUUCAGAUGAAGGAUAUUGGGAUGUCGAUGAAAUUUUUCAAGAACACGAUUAUUCUGAUUCUACUGUUUUUGACUGUAUAGUAUAUUAUUUAGCAGGAUAUAUGGCCAAGCGAUUAACUGCAAAGACUAAAUGCCAAGUAUGUGCAUCUAGUUUCAAAAAUCUGAAUACGACAGCUUACGGUACUAAUGCAGAUUUAGUAAUGGCUAAAAGUAGGGGAUAUCUAUCUCAUCCUAACAGCAAUCUAUUCAGAAUAAUAAAAUCUCUUGAAUUGUCCUUCACUAAAUUUAAAGACUCUCAAAAUGUAUUUGAAGAGGCAUUUGAAGAUUUUUUAAAAAAGAAAAUUUCUUUUAGAUUUGAUUGUGAAGAACACAAACAAACUGUAUUAUCCGAUAUUUAUACACAUUACCUUAUAAUGAGAAUGAGACAAUACACAUACAUUCAAAAUCAAAAUAAUAAAAAACUAAACACCACUAAAAAGAAAUUGUCGAAAUUAGUGACCACAUAGAUAUAUAAUAAUAUGUUAAUUAUAGGUACACUAAUAUAUUAUUAUUAUUAAAAAUUUUUGUUAACUUUAUUAUUUGUGAAUUGUGAUUGUGUUCCGUAUGAUUUAAACAGUCGCGCAAAUUACGAGUUAACGACACUAUUUUGCUCACUUGGAGCGCUGCUAUAUUAAAAAAAGUGAGAUUCACUGUACUGGCUUUCUUAU